Messenger RNA from Loxodonta africana (African savanna elephant), 2690 nucleotides. RefSeq names its product transforming growth factor beta induced (gene TGFBI). The transcript is spliced from 17 exons. The record is from RefSeq and is a predicted model, not a curated record. Gene Ontology annotation, cellular component: extracellular matrix. Bases 29 to 2080 code for a protein of 683 amino acids. NCBI's taxonomy places the organism in Eukaryota, Metazoa, Chordata, Mammalia, Proboscidea, Elephantidae. Gene Ontology annotation, molecular function: cell adhesion molecule binding. Gene Ontology annotation, biological process: extracellular matrix organization; cell adhesion.
GGUCGGUCAGCGCGCGUCCUCCGACUCCAUGGCGCUUCUCGUGCGGCUGCUGCCCCUCGCCCUGGCGCUCGCCCUGGGCCCGGCCGCGAGCCUGGAGGGACCCGCCAAGUCGCCCUACCAGCUGGUGCUGCAGCACAGCCGGCUCCGGGGCCGGCAGCACGGCCCCAAUGUGUGUGCUGUGCAGAAGCUCAUUGGCACCAACAAGAAGUACUUCACCAACUGCAAACAGUGGUACCAGCGGAAAAUCUGUGGCAAAUCAACAGUCAUCAGCUACGAGUGCUGUCCUGGAUAUGAAAAGGUCCCAGGAGAGAAGGGCUGCCCAGCAGCCCUCCCGCUCUCAAACCUUUACGAGACCCUGGGAGUUGUUGGGUCAACUACCACUCAGCUGUACACCGACCGCACAGAGAAGCUGAGGCCUGAGAUGGAAGGACCCGGCAGCUUCACUAUCUUCGCCCCCAGCAAUGAGGCCUGGGCUUCCUUGUCAGCUGAAGUGCUGGACUCCCUGGUGAGCAAUGUCAACAUCGAGCUGCUCAACGCCCUUCGCUACCACAUGGUAGACAGACGGGUCCUGACCGAUGAGCUGAAACACGGCAUGUCCCUCACUUCCAUGUACCAGAAUUCAGACAUCCAAAUCCAUCACUAUCCCAAUGGGAUCGUAACCGUCAACUGUGCUCGGCUGCUGAAAGCUGACCACCACGCCACCAAUGGUGUGGUGCACCUCAUUGAUAAGGUCAUCUCCACUGUCACCAACAACAUCCAGCAGGUCAUCGAGAUUGAGGACACCUUUGAGACGCUCAGGGCUGCUGUGGCUGCGUCAGGGCUCAACACCCUACUUGAAAGUGACGGCCAGUUCACACUCUUGGCCCCAACCAAUGAGGCCUUCGAGAAGAUCCCUGCUGAGACCUUGAACCGGAUCCUUGGUGACCCAGAGGCCCUAAAAGACCUGUUGAAAAACCACAUCCUGAAGUCGGCCAUGUGUGCCGAAGCCAUUGUGGCUGGGAUGUCCAUGGAGACCCUAGAGGGCACAACAUUGGAGGUAGGCUGCAGCGGAGACAUGCUCACCAUCAAUGGGAAGGCCAUCAUCUCCAACAAAGACACCCUGGCCACCAAUGGUGUGAUCCACUACAUUGAUGAGCUGCUCAUCCCAGACUCAGCCAAGACGCUAUUUGAAUUGGCUGCAGAGUCUGAUGUUUCCACAGCCGUUGACCUUUUUAGACAAGCUGGUCUCAACACUCGCCUCUCCGGAAAUGAGCGGUUGACUCUCCUGGCCCCCCUGAAUUCCGUGUUCAAAGAUGGCACCCCUCCCAUCGAUGCCACUACAAAGGAUUUGCUUCUGAACCACGUGAUUAAAAACCAACUGGCCUCCAAGUAUCUGUACCAUGGACAGACCCUGGACACUCUGGGUGGCAAAAAACUGAGAGUUUUUGUUUAUCGUAAUAGCCUGUGCAUCGAGAACAGCUGCAUUGCUGCCCACGACAAGAGGGGGCGGUACGGGACCCUGUUCACCAUGGACCGGGUGCUGACCCCCCCGAUGGGGACCGUCAUGGACAUCCUGAAGGGGGACCAUCGCUUUAGCAUGCUGGUUGCUGCCAUCCAGUCUGCAGGGCUGACUGAGACCCUCAAUCGGGAAGGGGCCUAUACAGUCUUUGCCCCCACAAAUGAAGCCUUCCAAGCCAUGCCACCAGAAGAACUGAACAAACUCUUGGGAAAUGCCAAGGAACUUGCCAACAUCCUGAAAUACCACAUUGGCGAUGAAAUCCGGGUUAGCGGAGGUAUUGGGGCCCUGGUGCGGCUGAAGUCUCUCCAAGGUGACAAGCUAGAAGUCAGCUCGAAAAACAAUACGGUGUGUGUCAAUAAAGAACCUGUUGCUGAAACUGACAUCAUGGCCACAAAUGGUGUGGUCUAUGCCAUCACCAGUGUUCUGCAGCCUCCAGCCAACAAACCGCAGGAACGAGGAGAUGAGCUUGCAGAUUCUGCGCUUGAAAUUUUCAAACAGGCAGCAGCAUUUUCCAAGGCUUCCCAGAGGUCUGUCCGACUAGCCCCCGUCUAUCAGCGGUUGUUAGAGAGGAUGAAGCAUUAGCGUGAAGGACCACAAGAAGAAUGCACUUCAGCAGCUCCCAGCCAAUUUCUCUCAGUUUGCUAAAGAGACUGGAUGUUUUUUUAAGCCAAAGAUCACACUUCGAUGUAUAUGGGCCGCAUCAUUAGGAGACCUGAGCCUUGGGUACGGGGUGGGGUGGGAGGAGGGAAAGAGAGGUACUUUUUAUUUUUUUCUCCCUAAACAUGGCUGUUAACCCACUGCGUGCAGAGACCUGGAUGUCACUGCCUGACAUUCACUUCCAUAAAGGACCUGACCCACAUGGCAGGUUUCCCGCCCUUGCCAAGUGCUCAGGAAAAGGGAGCCACAGUUUUGUGGAACUCACAAAACAUGAAUUAAGCAAUCAAGCAUUAUGGGAAAGUUGUGGCACAGUUUUUGUAAAGCCCUUCAGUUGGAGAAAUGGCAUCUUCAUAAGCAGUGAGUUGAACUGUUCUGUCAAGUGAGUCUGGUGUGUCCAUCUAGCUUGGACACUCCUAUGUGGCCUUGUCCAGGUAGAAAAGAGAGGGUGUGCAGAGCAUGGAGAGGCGCAGUAUUUCCCAAAGAGAAGUGUGGCAGAGCCAUGAUGUGUUUGUAAUAAUAAAACCAAAGAAAUAUG